UCCCCUUGGUGGACAACAAAGGUUUUUCUAGUCUAAAAAUGGCAAGAAACACUAAAUCUUGCAUCAUACAACAUAACAGGAGAAGGUGGGAAAGGGAGGAGUUAAAGUGAAAGAAAAAAUGGUAAUAGGAGGAGGAGGGAUGACAAAAUAUGAGAGGGAGCAGAGAAAUCUAAUGGAGUUUCCCACACAGACGCAGCAGAGGAUAAGGAGCUUAGCAGGCAUAAAAAGUAGAGAGAAUCAUUAUUCAUAAAUAAGACAGCGAGGUUUGUAUGGUUCAGACAGCUUUGUGAAAUCAGCAGCUCUACAUGUGCUCCAUUCUUAAAGAUGGACAACGUGGAAAGAGUUGAACUCUGCUAUCCUCAGUACCUGAACCGAUCCUGCAGCGGACUGAAGAGACCUGGCUCUGAGUCUGUCCUACUCUACACACUACUCUCCUCCAUCACCGUGUCCACUGUUGUUCUGAACCUGCUGGUGAUCAUCUCCAUAUCCUACUUCAGACAGCUGCAGACCCCUACCAACAUGCUGCUGCUCUCCUUGGCCACCUCAGACCUCCUGGUGGGGCUGCUGGUGAUGCCGGUGGAAGCGAUGCGGUUCAUUGAGCCCUGCUGGCUGCUGGGUGAUGUCAUGUGCGCUCUGUCUUACAUUGUCGGCUUCACUCUCACCUCAGCCUCUGUGGGGAACAUGGUGCUCAUAUCGAUAGAUCGCUACGUAGCAAUAUGUUAUCCCCUGCAGUACCCCACAAAAAUCACUCGCAGUAGAAUUGAAGUGUCUGUGAGCCUGUGCUGGGCCUGCUCUCUUCUAUAUAAUGGCCUCAUCCUAAAGGACCACCUUAGGCAGCCGGACAGAUACAAUUCAUGCUAUGGGGAGUGUCUGGUGGUCAUCAGCUACAUCUCUGGAACCAUCGACCUUGUGUUCACUUUUAUUGUGCCUUGCUCGGUUAUUGUCAUUCUGUACAUGAGAGUGUUUGUGGAGGCGGUGUCGCAGGCACGGGCCAUGCAGUCUCACGUUGCAGCUGUCACAGUCACCACAGUUAGAGUCACAGCAAAGAAAUCUGAGAAGAAAGCAGCCAGAACUCUUGGUAUCAUUAUCUUCAUGUUUCUGAUGACUUUCUGUCCGUAUUACUACCCGUCUCUUGCAGGACAAGACAUCUCCAAUAAUGCUUCAUCUUGGGCUAUUGUGUCCUGGAUGGUGUAUUUUAAUUCCUGUUUGAACCCACUUGUAUAUGCUUUUUUCUAUCCCUGGUUCAGAAAAAGUAUUUCUUUAAUUGUCACCCUGAAGAUCCUAAAGCAGGACUGCUCUCAGGCAAACAUACUUUAAACAUGACUGACAUGAAACUGUAGACUGGGAGAAGAAACUUAACAACCAGAAUAGUAACUAAUUUCUACAUGUGAGUGAGCGCUGCCUAGCUGAUCUAUAAGAAAGUUAUCUGCAGCUCAAAUAGGGCGAUUUGGACAGGAAAGUUACAACACAUUGUUUUGUAUUGAACGCAAGUUUAGAUAAUUAUACUUGUUUUAAAUCGCCAAUCCAGUUUCUA
This is a messenger RNA of Fundulus heteroclitus (mummichog), 1534 nucleotides long. Its product is annotated as trace amine-associated receptor 13c-like. The coding region runs from base 325 to 1317 and encodes 330 amino acids. Gene Ontology annotation, molecular function: trace-amine receptor activity. Gene Ontology annotation, biological process: G protein-coupled receptor signaling pathway. Gene Ontology annotation, cellular component: membrane. The record is from RefSeq and is a predicted model, not a curated record. The transcript has a single exon. NCBI's taxonomy places the organism in Eukaryota, Metazoa, Chordata, Actinopteri, Cyprinodontiformes, Fundulidae.